UCGAACGACAACGCAUGCGCCAGUCGUGCAGUAUCCAACAGCAUGGCGAUCUUACGGAGAUCUCUUUUCAAUACUAAAGAGCUAAUGAAGUUGUUCAAACCACCCCUGCGACGUUUUGUUGGCGUCUCAAUUGCAGGCUUUCCAGAAAGUUGUUCGCUUAAUCCGAGUCACCGCUCUUAUAGUAGUGUCGCCCCGUCCGGAGAUCACCUAUUAUACACGGAAGACCAUUUUGCUUUAAGAGCGUCUCUGAGAAAGAUUAUUGACAAAGAAAUCAAUCCAUUUGUGGACAAAUGGGAAGAAGAGGGACAAUUUCCAGCACACCAAGUUUUUAAAUCACUUGGAGAGGCUGGAUUUCUUGGAGUAGACAAGCCAACCGAAUAUGGCGGCCUAAAUUUGGAUUUUUCCUACAUCACUGCAGUGGCAGAAGAACUUGGAUUCAUUCACUGUGGGGCUAUUCCCAUGGCUAUUGGGGUACAGAGUAGUAUGGCUACACCAGCUCUUGCAAGAUUUGGUUCAGAUGAGCUGAAGAAAGAAUUUCUUGCUCCAACAAUAGCUGGAGACAUUGUGGCUUGCCUAGGAGUAAGUGAAUCUGAGGCAGGUUCAGAUGCUGCAAAUAUCAAGACCAAAGCUGUAAGAAAAGGCGAUGAUUAUGUGAUAAAUGGUAGCAAAAUGUGGAUCACUUCUGGAUUUCAGGCAGACUGGAUGUGCCUCUUGGCAAACACAAAGGAUGGACCAGCCCACAAAAAUAAAUCUCUCCUAUGUCUGCCAAUGAAGUUGCCUGGUAUUCACCUUGCUAAGAAAAUCGACAAGCUUGGUAUGAGAGCAUCUGACACAGCGGAAAUCUUCUUUGAAAAUGUCAGAAUUCCCAGCAAAUACCUCAUUGGAGAAGAAGGAAUGGGGUUUAAAUACCAGAUGUUGCAGUUCCAAGAAGAACGAAUAUGGGUAGUAGCCUCAUCACUGUCAGCUCUAGAAAUCCUGAUAAAAAAAACUAUCGAUUAUACUUCUCAAAGGAAAACAUUUGGCCAGCCAAUACUUCAUAAUCAAAUAGUGCAUUUUCGCCUGGCUGAACUAGCUACGGAAUUGGAACUCCUUCGUGCAUUGCUAUAUGAGGCAGUAGGUCUCUACUUACGCGGAAAUGAUGUGACCAAACUUAUAUCCAUGGCCAAGUUAAAGUGUGGUCGCCUAUGUCGAGAGAUUUCGGAUAGUUGUCUCCAGUUCUGGGGAGGAAUGGGGUACACUAAUGAAGUGCUAGUGAGUAGAAUCUACAGAGAUUUAAGAUUGGUAUCAAUAGGAGGAGGUGCUGAUGAAAUCAUGCUGUACAUUAUAUGCAAAUACAUGGGUAUCUUGCCCCAAACGUAAGAAAAAGAAUGAGCCCUAGGAUUUUCAGAACUCUAUAACACAAUUAUGAUGAAAAUUAUCUUAACCUCAGUCAGCCUAAUCGUAUUCUUCAAAUGGUUUAAAGCAGGGAUGUUAAACAUAGUUUUCACCGGCAGAGGGUUGCAGGAGGCCGUCACAG
This is a messenger RNA of Notechis scutatus (mainland tiger snake), 1516 nucleotides long. The record is from RefSeq and is a predicted model, not a curated record. NCBI's taxonomy places the organism in Eukaryota, Metazoa, Chordata, Lepidosauria, Squamata, Elapidae.